Papilio xuthus (Asian swallowtail) is the source of this 1020-nucleotide messenger RNA. RefSeq names its product paired mesoderm homeobox protein 2B. Lineage: Eukaryota; Metazoa; Arthropoda; Insecta; Lepidoptera; Papilionidae. The record is from RefSeq and is a predicted model, not a curated record. The transcript is spliced from 3 exons. The annotation marks the transcript as partial. Gene Ontology annotation, biological process: regulation of transcription by RNA polymerase II. Gene Ontology annotation, molecular function: RNA polymerase II transcription regulatory region sequence-specific DNA binding; DNA-binding transcription factor activity, RNA polymerase II-specific.
AACGAGGGUUCACUGACAGAGAAGCGCAAGCAGCGUCGUAUCCGUACCACGUUCACGUCCGCGCAGCUCAAGGAGCUCGAGCGAGCUUUCCAGGAGACCCACUACCCAGACAUCUACACGCGGGAAGAAAUCGCCAUGAAGAUUGAUCUCACUGAAGCGAGAGUACAGGUAUGGUUCCAGAACAGACGGGCAAAGUUUCGUAAGCAGGAGCGUUUGGCACAGCAGAAGGCGGGCGAGGCACCAGUGAAGGCGGAGGGCAAGCGAGACAAGCCUGGCUCCCCAGCCUCCCCGCAGCACACCCCGCCUGCACCACAACCAACGCACCAUACUCUGCCACAUCUGUCGCCGCCUGACCUAAAACCUAUCACCUCUGCAGCGAACAAACUCUGCGAUGAGCUAAACGGUGUGGGCAGCGGGGGAGGUGGGAUGCCACCAGUUAGCAGCGCCGGCGGCAAGUGGGCCGGCGGCUGCGGCCUACUGCGACAGCCCUCCGGCUUCCCACUGCUAGGUGUCGCGCCCCCAAACUACCUACUCUCUGACCACCUCGGCACUCUAGCCAAAACGAACAACCAUCUUUUCUAAUGGACUGUACCACGCGAUGACGCCGACCUUACCACUGAAGAUACACUGAACGCGUACUACUCGUCCUUGUAUUUUAUGUGACGGCAGUGAAUCAGUGUCGCAAAAUGUGCAAGAUUUACAGCCUUUUUGAAUGGACUGUACAAGCUAUUACUUGUAAUGAGGACGAUUACAAAGGUCGAUACACUGAAGUACAGUUGUAAUCAAAAGUGAAUUCACCACGGAGCUGUUUCGCUAGUUAUUCGUGUGUGUACUUUAAGUGACAUUGUUAUGUGAACUUUAAAAGUGAUUUACAAAUGUGUAGCAAAUAUGUAAAUUGGACUAAUAUGGGACAUUAGUAAUAAAACGACCGUGUCCAUUAUAAGUAGUGAAUGCAAUAUAAAACAUUGCAAAGUAGUGUAUUAAUACACUUAGUAAUUAUUUUAAUUGAAUGGCUGAAUU